CUGGCUCGUUGGCCGCGCUGAUGCACCCACAGGUUCCCAAAGCUGGUUGCACCAGAUAGGAGAAGCACCGCAGUAUCGCCCUAGAGUCGCCCACGCACGCUGUGCCGGAGGACAUGCCUUGCUACAAGGAGCUUGCUUUGGUGCCUCUGGAUGCGGGAUUCAUCCGAGGCUCUCAUUUGGUGCGUUCUGGCCGUGGGCCACGUUCAGAGGUCGAUACAAAGACCUGGGAGCCAGCCUACACAGUGGAACAGGCGCGUCUUGCGGAGCUCCGACAUGCCGAGGUGCUGAGCCGCUCGGCCCACGCCCACCUGCGGCGCAGCGGCUCGGCACCGCUGAAGUGCGAGGCCACGCUUGAGGAGAGCAAGUAUUUUCGACGUCUAGGAGCUCCGAUCCCUUCCCGCACCUCCCUGGGAUUGAGGGGCUGACACGCUCGUCACAGUCUGAGUCUGCGAAGGGCAGCACGAGUACAACGCGUUUCUCUAUCCCGCCAAGCGGGAUCACACGUCAGCAAAAAUGUUAUCGAGGUUCCCUUUGGCAGUUGGGAAGCUACUAGGGGCUCCUGGCCUUACUACUAGGAGCAAGGACGCUCCCCGGGGCUCCUGGCAUCGCUAUUAGGAGCAUUCUUACUAGCAACAAGAAGCUACUUUGGACAGACUGCAAGGUUGUCAUUUGAACCGGAGAGACUUUGGACGAAGCGGAACAUCUCCGAACCGACUGCUAGUGUUUGGGUCAGCUUUAUACAUCUUUUUGCUUCAGUUCAACAGGGUGUUCUGUUCACUCCAUGCUGGGCUUUGAGUGAAGAGCCUGGUGUGUGCAGCUGUUUGGCUUCAAGGGACCAUGAGGACGCA
Molecule: messenger RNA, 848 nt
Organism: Durusdinium trenchii
Lineage: Eukaryota; Dinophyceae; Suessiales; Symbiodiniaceae
Source: the annotation of a GenBank genome assembly